AUGCCUUGUUCGUUCCAAGAGGCAAGCAAAAGAUUUGACCGUUUACACGUUUUAAGCCUUACCAAAAUUAGGGAUAGAUGUGCGGCGCGUCGUUCAGCGCCGUAUAAUAGUAAUUCACCAGUUGAGUUAGCGAACCAUAUUGCUUUACAAUUAUUUUAUGCCAAAAUUUUUUUCUUGCCGUGCCGCUUCCGCGGUGCAUCACAGCGCCCAAAUAGAGGGACACUCCUUUUGGUAGUUAAGAUAGCUGUGCUCCCCAAGAAAAAUACCUACAACGGGUUGCGACAGAACUUUUCCCCAGACAAGCGGAGAAAACUACUGCACUUAAUAAGGGGGCACGAAGGGAGCGCCUAUGCUGAGAAUCUGAACGAAAUUUGGAAAGGUAAUGUGGAGGGCAGGCCCAAUAGCCGCCGCCAAAGAAAACUAUUUUCGAUGCGCGUCAAGCGGCAAGGGAACAACUUAGGUGUUGAUGAGCGCAGCGUAAAAAAAAAUUGUGCGAUGGCUGUCUGUGGCUGUUGGAAAGGGGGCCAAUUGGGGAGGUCAAUGGCCAAGACGCUUCUUUGUGUUGCGCCUGCGGUAAAUCGCCUGUCGCCUUAA
Trypanosoma brucei brucei TREU927 is the source of this 594-nucleotide messenger RNA. RefSeq lists its product as hypothetical. Bases 1 to 594 code for a protein of 197 amino acids. The record is from RefSeq and is a predicted model, not a curated record. The transcript has a single exon. Lineage: Eukaryota; Euglenozoa; Kinetoplastea; Trypanosomatida; Trypanosomatidae.